Ipomoea triloba (trilobed morning glory) is the source of this 1609-nucleotide messenger RNA. RefSeq names its product tubulin beta-2 chain. The record is from RefSeq and is a predicted model, not a curated record. Gene Ontology annotation, molecular function: structural constituent of cytoskeleton; GTPase activity; GTP binding. Bases 101 to 1438 code for a protein of 445 amino acids. The transcript is spliced from 3 exons. Gene Ontology annotation, biological process: microtubule cytoskeleton organization; mitotic cell cycle. Gene Ontology annotation, cellular component: cytoplasm; microtubule. NCBI's taxonomy places the organism in Eukaryota, Viridiplantae, Streptophyta, Magnoliopsida, Solanales, Convolvulaceae.
CCACUCUUCCACUCUGUAAACGCUCCUCAUUUUCUCUCUCCCUUGUUCGCCAUUUCUCCCUCUCUUCUUCUUCCGAACCUCUCCUCUCCCACAACCGAAGAUGCGUGAGAUCCUUCACAUUCAGGGUGGCCAGUGCGGCAACCAGAUCGGGGCUAAGUUCUGGGAAGUGGUGUGCGCCGAGCACGGCAUCGACGACACCGGGCGCUACCAUGGCGAUUCAGAUCUGCAGCUGGAGCGGGUCAAUGUGUAUUACAAUGAGGCUAGCUGCGGCCGUUUCGUCCCUCGCGCUGUGCUCAUGGAUCUCGAGCCUGGGACCAUGGACAGUAUCAGAUCUGGCCCGUAUGGACAGAUUUUCCGCCCCGAUAACUUCGUUUUCGGGCAGUCCGGAGCCGGUAACAACUGGGCUAAGGGACACUACACCGAAGGAGCUGAGUUGAUUGAUUCAGUCCUCGAUGUUGUUCGCAAAGAAGCGGAGAACUGUGAUUGCCUACAAGGGUUCCAAGUUUGUCAUUCCUUAGGAGGAGGUACUGGAUCUGGAAUGGGAACCCUUUUGAUCUCAAAGAUCAGGGAAGAGUACCCGGAUAGGAUGAUGUUGACUUUCUCUGUCUUCCCAUCCCCAAAGGUUUCGGACACGGUCGUGGAACCUUACAAUGCCACAUUGUCGGUCCACCAGCUCGUGGAGAAUGCAGAUGAGUGCAUGGUUCUCGACAACGAGGCCUUGUAUGACAUCUGCUUCAGAACCCUCAAGCUUACAACUCCAAGCUUUGGUGAUUUGAAUCACUUGAUAUCUGCAACAAUGUCUGGUGUUACUUGCUGUCUUCGGUUCCCUGGACAGCUCAACUCUGAUCUUAGGAAGCUAGCUGUGAAUCUCAUUCCAUUCCCUCGUCUUCAUUUCUUCAUGGUUGGGUUUGCGCCUCUCACCUCACGAGGGUCUCAGCAAUACCGUGCCUUGACGGUGCCUGAGCUAACUCAGCAAAUGUGGGAUGCAAAGAACAUGAUGUGUGCAGCUGAUCCCCGACACGGGCGUUACUUGACAGCAUCAGCCAUGUUCCGUGGCAAGAUGAGCACCAAGGAGGUAGACGAGCAGAUGCUGAAUGUGCAGAACAAGAACUCCUCCUACUUCGUUGAGUGGAUUCCAAACAAUGUCAAGUCCACAGUGUGUGACAUUCCGCCCACCGGCCUGAAGAUGGCGGCGACAUUCAUUGGAAACUCAACAUCAAUCCAGGAAAUGUUCCGUCGUGUGAGUGAACAGUUCACUGCUAUGUUCAGGAGAAAGGCUUUCUUGCAUUGGUACACCGGGGAGGGAAUGGACGAGAUGGAGUUCACUGAGGCUGAAAGCAACAUGAAUGAUCUGGUCUCUGAGUACCAGCAAUACCAGGAUGCAACUGCUGAUGAAGAGGGAGAGUAUGAGGAUGAAGAGUGUGAUUAUGCUGAGUGAUAAUUUUGGGUGUUGUUAACUGGAAAGGUGUAUUGUUGUUUGUUGCAAUAUUUCUUGUUAUUGCCGGUUAUAUCCCAUGCCCGGAUUAUGAACAUGUGGUGAAGUAGAAAACAAUUACUUGUAUUUUGUUUCAGUUAAUGAAUCUCUGUUCCUUUUUUUUGAGAAUAUGAA